Messenger RNA from Aspergillus calidoustus, 372 nucleotides. The record is from the annotation of a GenBank genome assembly. NCBI's taxonomy places the organism in Eukaryota, Fungi, Ascomycota, Eurotiomycetes, Eurotiales, Aspergillaceae.
AUGGGCUCGGAAAGAGAUAACGAAUCACAUGCUGAGCCCCUCUCAGAGCAUGAGAGGCAUAUCCUUAGCGCCUAUGGGAAAGUCCCCGGCGGACACAAACUCGGGCAACAGAAACGUGUCAAUUUUGACUCUGGAGACUUUGCUCUUUUAGCGGCAAAAAAAGUAACUGAUGAAGGUGCUAUACAAACUGGCACCAGUCGUCCUGUUCGCGAAAGCAUUUCGCAUCCAUACGCGCCAGCACCUACCACUAGUAACAUUUCAGAUGAUGAAAGCCAGAGAUUGGACGUCAACCAAAGCCAUAGCCCAAAAAUAGCGGAUUUUCCUCUCUUCCAAGUCACCGAAAAUAGGGACGGCAAAGGCAGCGACAUGUGA